AAUGGAAAUGUUUAAUAUUUUGAAAAGAAAGAAUAGCCUGCGAAGCCUCCACCAUCUUGCUACUCUCCCCGCUUCGUUUCUCUGGCAUCCUGUCUUCAAUUUUUCCAUUCCUCGGUUUCUGGACGAGAUAGGGUCUCCGGCCUCGAGGACUAGCUGCUGUAACCUUAAAUUCUGUCACCGGAUUUAAUCCGACUCUUUCGUCUUCACCUCUAUUCAUUUUUCUCAAUUUUUCGUCGGUUGAUCCGGUAUUAGGCGGUUCUAGGAACAAAUCAGACUUCCAUUCCACCAUUAUACUUUGGCUGGGCACCUGUGGGAUGGACGGGGGUGGCGCGGCGUAUAAUCCCCGUACACCGGAGGAGGUAUUCCGGGAUUUCAGAGGACGUCGGGCCGGCGUUGUCAAGGCUUUGACAACAGAUGUGGAGACGUUCUACCAGCUCUGCGAUCCGGAGAAGGAGAAUUUAUGUCUUUAUGGACUUCCUAAUGAGACUUGGGACGUCACCUUACCUGCUGAGGAAGUUCCUCCUGAGCUUCCUGAACCUGCUUUAGGAAUAAAUUUUGCUAGGGAUGGCAUGGAUGAAAGGGAUUGGCUGUCACUUGUAGCCGUCCAUAGUGAUGCCUGGUUACUUGCAGUUGCCUUCUAUUUUGGCGCUCGUUUUGGUUUUGACAAAGAGGCUAGGAAAAGGCUCUUCACCAUGAUUAACAAUCUUCCAACAAUUUAUGAGGUUGUGACUGGAACUGCAAAAAAGCUUUCUCAAGAGAAAACCCCCAACAGCAGCAGCAAGAGCAACAAGCCAUUUGCAAAGGCCCAGCACCAGACAAAGAACUCAAAAGCUCCACCUCAGAAAGAUUUUGAUGAAAGCGGAGAAGAGGAGCUGGAAGAAGAUGAAGAUGAGCAUGGAAACACGUUGUGUGGUGCUUGUGGUGACAACUAUGUCAAUGAUGAGUUCUGGAUUUGCUGCGAUGUUUGUGAGCGAUGGUUCCAUGGAAAGUGUGUCAAGAUAACUCCUGCCAGGGCUGAGCACAUCAAACAGUAUAAAUGCCCUGCAUGCAGUAACAAGAGGGCCAGAGCAUGAGGAGGACAAUGGAAAAAAAAGCCAAGCGUGAUUUAAUGGGUUAUGGCCUUGGAAGAAAGACGGUAACCAUUUUGGAUGCAACCAGUCCAUUAUAUGAUGAUUACAUGUUAGAUUUUGCAGUCUGUAAACUUAUUUAUUUCUCCUUUUUUGUAAGCGACAUGAACUUGUUCUGUUUUGUUUUAAAUGCACCUCUUUUUGAGGAUGUCCUUUUUGGCUGUAGUUUCUUGAUGAUGAAAUGCGUCGUUUAAACUGACAAGUAGCUACAAGCUGGUGUAAUUGUAUAUUAUUGCAAUAGCAAUCUUACUCUUUCCUUGACAAACUC
Phalaenopsis equestris is the source of this 1395-nucleotide messenger RNA. Its product is annotated as PHD finger protein ALFIN-LIKE 8-like. Gene Ontology annotation, biological process: regulation of DNA-templated transcription. Gene Ontology annotation, cellular component: nucleus. Lineage: Eukaryota; Viridiplantae; Streptophyta; Magnoliopsida; Asparagales; Orchidaceae. The record is from RefSeq and is a predicted model, not a curated record. The coding region runs from base 315 to 1073 and encodes 252 amino acids. The transcript has 5 exons. Gene Ontology annotation, molecular function: transcription cis-regulatory region binding; histone binding; transcription coregulator activity.